GCUGUCAUUCGUUGUCAGCAGGGACCAGAACGCCCAUUCUUGUGAUUGGCCAAGACUCCACUCACUCAUUCAGUUCUGCACUUGCCCUUUGUUGACAAGGCAGCAGCAGUGUUGUAGAGAGAGGAAACACCAGUGUGUGUGUGUGUUCCAUAGGAAUCAAGUGCAGUCGUGUCAGAAGCUGAUACAUUGUUUUUAUUGAAGAAGCUGAUAUAUUUUAUUAAAUGUAGUGCAGUGAUCACUACAUCAGUGUGAGUGGCAUAAAACACUCAAGGAACGGAGACUGGCACGCCAUGGGUUUCAUCCCUGAAGGGGAUUAAUGGUUUGGACUGUCUGUUUUUCCAUCAACAGCAGCUGCACGUACACGUAUGCCUAUGCCUUUUGACAUUUAAAUCUAUUUAUGGCAGCUGUCCGCAGCUACUUUCAUGCUAUAAAUGAAAAUGGUAACAGGAUUACAUGGAGCAACGGUGCCUUUAGCCUGGGAGUUGUGACCCAUGAUGCUUUGCAGCGGCCAUGCCAAUCCAGUACCUGCGAGGAUGGACAGGAGGAGCCAACCCUUCUAUUUACUCCCAUCACAUCAAAUUUCACCAGUGACAUCAAGAGAAAUAGUGUCAGGGUGACUGUAGCCAACGGAGACGGCCAGGGGAGCAGUAUUAAAGCUGCCGAUAGAGCAGCCUCUGUAUUCAUCUUGGAACAGGCAUUGUAAAGGCAAUGGGGAGAGGAGGUGCCAUUCCAGCUUAUAAAUAGGAACGAGCCAAUGGGAUAAUGUCUCAUCUCUAGGAGGAUUUCCAGCGUUUGCCUCGCCACGUUUUACAACGAGAAAGACCAUGAAAACAACACAGUUAUGAUCCGAAGAAAACCCUGUUCUGUCAGAUUCGGCCCCGGUGAACCAACGAAAGAGGAUCAGUUGGAGAAUUCCGCCAGUCACAAUCACAGCCAUAACAAAAUGCUAUUUCAGGACACAAAGGAAUUCAAACUCAAACCUGCCGUAAAGGAAAUGAAGCAUUUAGACAAAUCUCAACCAAGAGUCCAGAAGCAGAAAAAGCAGUUGCAAGCUGGUGAUUUUCCUGCCGACAGAGGACCUCAAAGAGACCUAAGCUUAAACUGUGACUUCCAGGAUUCCCCCAAUGCGAGAGAGAGCGAGACAGACCGAGCUGGUUAUAUGAAUGGGUUGCACGGGUCACUCUGGAUUCCAACAGCCAAAGCCGACAAUACCGGCGCCAAAUCACCUCGGCAUGAAAAUGAAGCCUUAGAGAAAUUCUUCUUGGACUUUAAAUCCUCGAGACUCAUCAGCGACGAUGAAGACAGCGCGAGCGACCUCUCUGAUUCUGAAAGGAUUCCCAUGCCCCCAUCCCCAUUUACACCCCCGGGGCUAAUUCUUAGGGCCGAGGCGAUAGAACCUGGGUGUUUCAGCGACACAAACCCAGAAUGCGGUAAGUUCCAGUACCCAGACUUCCUCCCUCCGCCUUUCAACUCAUGGAACUUGCCAAAGCUUGCAACUCUUAUAAACACCGAGGAGAAACAUACACUGAGAUCGGCACCAUCGGGCCCCCUGGAGAGAUACGUGGAUCGGCUUCUCCAGUUAGAAUGGCUUCAGAUACAAACAGUUGAGGCUGAAAAGUCAAAGGCGGCUAAGGCAAGGCUUGGUAUCCCUCACAAUGGCAAAACCCCAAAGAGUAAAUCAUUGCAAACGUCAACAUCCGGCAAACAGAUAACAAAUAUCUCUAAGGUAAGUGUUGGGCAAGAAAACCAGCUGUACAGAAAGACUUUUCAUACGGAGGAGCGGGCUUUGAAACGGGCGAGAAAACUAACGACUAAGGUUUCCGAUGAAACAGCAGGUCGUGUUUCCGCUCAGAAACAGACUCCGGAAGGGAAAUGUGUCACUAAGAGAAGGGCGGCAGUCAGUAACACAAAGCCAUCGGAGUGUACCCCUAAGAUUCAGAGUAGUGCAAACAUCAGAACCCAAAAGCAAGUUCUGCUCAUCCACGGUCAGCAAGGCACAGAAAAACCUAAAAACUCCGUUAUUCACGGCAACCAAAAAAUGAACGGGACCUCGGCCAAUAGCCACGUGGCUAUCAAACAGCCGGCUGCUGAGCGGGCAUUGCAUUCAGGAAAAGUAUCUUCAUGUAAAGUGAAAUAAACGUCGUCUCUAACCCUGCAUGGAAGAACGUGUGUGAGAUGCCAAAUAUAUUCUUAUUAUAAACAGUCUGUGCUAAGCUUCUUGGUCAACGAAGGAAUAAAAUAUAUAUUUUUAUACAA
This is a messenger RNA of Xenopus tropicalis (tropical clawed frog), 2256 nucleotides long. It is a transcript of the gene fam217b, whose product is annotated as family with sequence similarity 217 member B. NCBI's taxonomy places the organism in Eukaryota, Metazoa, Chordata, Amphibia, Anura, Pipidae. The transcript is spliced from 4 exons. The record is from RefSeq and is a predicted model, not a curated record. The coding region runs from base 842 to 2137 and encodes 431 amino acids.